UUGUUUCACGUCAUAUAGAAAAACAACCGUUAAUCGUGGUACAUCUAAGAAAGUUGACAAAGAAGUCAAGAAAAAAGCAAACGCCAUUUAAGUUUAACCUUAAAAUUCUAAGUAAAGUACUUGUGAGAAGAAGCCCUGUAUACAUACAUACAUAUAUACAUUAAAGCAAAAUGUCAUUAUCUCAACUGAUUUCCUUGGUCGAUGAAAUGCAGGAGCCACGCAGCCCAAUGUACGAAUUUGGCUUGGGCAUGCAUCAGCCUCGUUACCUUCAGAGCUGGGUUACUCCCCACCGUCUGGCAGUUAACGAGCAUGGUUGCCCAUGUGCUUCCCCAGUUUGUCCUGUGUCUCCGGCGGCUCAAAUCUUGGCUAAACGUCAGCGAAACCGUGAAUUGGCAAAGCACACUCUGGAGCACUGGCCGCUUUAUCCCCAGGUGGGAAAAGAUGGCUUUCAGGUGUGCAUGGAUGUAUCGCAGUUUAAGCCGAGUGAAUUGAACGUUAAAAUUGUGGACAACAAAACCAUCGUCGUUGAGGGAAAGCACGAGGAGCGUGAGGAUGAACAUGGCCACAUUAUGCGCCAUUUUGUUCGCCGCUACAAGGUCCCGGAUGGUUAUGAAGCUGAUAGAGUGGCCUCCUCUUUAUCGUCAGAUGGUGUUCUCAACAUCGUCAUACCCAAACCUCAGCCCAUUACGGACAACACCAAGGAGCGAACCAUUCAAAUUCAACAGGUGGGACCAGCACAUUUGAAUAUCAAGCAGAACCGUCCCGAAGAUAGUGACAAGGAGGUCAAAACCAAGGCUACAAACGGCAGUGCCAAGCAGUAGUACCAUUCCUUUGUUGCCCGGCCCACACCACCAUUUCCUCCAUCAUAAUUUAUUUAUUGCAUUUCUGUAUUAAGCAAAAGAUUUGUGUAAUAAACUAAAGUUUUUUUUUCAACUUACUACAAUA
Messenger RNA from Drosophila willistoni, 945 nucleotides. It is a transcript of the gene Hsp26, whose product is annotated as heat shock protein 26. Lineage: Eukaryota; Metazoa; Arthropoda; Insecta; Diptera; Drosophilidae. Gene Ontology annotation, molecular function: protein folding chaperone. The transcript has a single exon. Gene Ontology annotation, biological process: response to heat; protein refolding. The coding region runs from base 171 to 821 and encodes 216 amino acids. The record is from RefSeq and is a predicted model, not a curated record.